This is a messenger RNA of Coturnix japonica (Japanese quail), 921 nucleotides long. The record is from RefSeq and is a predicted model, not a curated record. Lineage: Eukaryota; Metazoa; Chordata; Aves; Galliformes; Phasianidae.
UUUAAUGGGGUUUUAAUGGGUUUUUCUUGCAGCCCUUCGUCUCUGGGGGGGGACAAUCCUCCUGCUGAGAAGAAAUACAAACCCCUCAACACGACCCCAAAUGCAGCCAAGGAGAUCAAAGUCAAGAUCAUCCCACCACAGCCCAUGGAAGGCCUCGGCUUCCUCGACGCCCUCAACUCUGCCCCCAUCCCCGGCAUUAAGAUCAAGAAGAAGAAGAGGGUGCUGUCCCCAACGGCAGCCAAGCCCAGUCCCUUUGAAGGCAAAUCAACCUCCGACUCCAACCCCACUAAACCUUCAUCCCCGGAACCCAACACUGCAUCAGAUACAAUGGAAUCGGACCGACCCGGUACCCCGGUACCAGCCGUGGAGGUACCAGAACCAAUGGAGAUGGGGUCGUCGGAGCAGAGCGAUGGCAAACAGGGCGAUGUGGGGCUGGAUGGGGCCCUGCAGAGCAAGAAGGGGAGGAAGAAGAAGAGCGUGAGCUGGCCUGAAGAGAGCAAGCUGAGGGAGUACUUCUACUUCGAGCUGGAUGAGACCGAGAGGGUGAACGUGAACAAGAUCAAGGACUUUGGCGAGGCGGCCAAGCGUGAGAUGCUGAAGGACCGCGAGGCCUUUGAGACGGCGCGGCGCCUCAGCCACGACGCCAUGGAGGAGAAGGUGCCCUGGGUGUACCCCAAGGUGCUGGACCUGCCUGCGCCACUCGUGGUGCCGGGCAGCGGCAGCAGGGAGAGGUUCACGCAGGCAGAGAGGGAGAAGGGCAUCCUGCAGGAGCUGUUCUUGUCCAAGGAUCGUGUCCCGGACAGCCCCCAUGAACCCGACCCUGAAUCCUAUGAACCUCUACCACCAAAGCUGAUCCCAUUGGAUGAGGUAAGGAGCAGUGCCCCCCCACUCAGUAAAUACCAAUAGGGCCCCCCAUAAUAC